GUUGCCUGGCCUCCCCUUGGCCAGCAGCUCCAGCCCAAAGAGGCUGCGCCCACAUUCCCUGGCUGCUCUCCAGCCCACAGGAGCUGAGAAAACACAGUCCAGGGACUGUGAGGACGGAGCAGAAGCCGCUGAAGGGGAAGAAGCAGCGAGAAGCCACCAGGCUCCUAUCCACUGGCCAGCUCCCAGAUGCUGGGCCUCCUGGGGAGCACGGCCCUCGUGGGCUUGAUCGCAGGCGCCGCUGUGGCCGUGCUGCUGCUGCUGCUGCUGCUGGCCACCUGUUUGUACCGCAGACAGGAGGAGCGUGACGUGGAGAAGAACCCUCCUGCUGCAAGAAGAAACCGAGUCUGGUGGGCCCAGUCUUGGAUCUCCGCAGGCCGAGGCCACCUGGGACGCUUGCAUCAUUUCCGUCACACUGGCCGGGCAUUCCAGGCGCCCCAGGCGGGCCACCGCCACCAUCACCACCACCACCACCACCACCACCACCAGGCCCACUCCCACGCCCACCGCCAAGCCCAUGCCCACUCCCACCGAGGCCGCCGCUGAUGCCUGCGAAUGGCAGCUGCCACCUGCCUCACCGUCACCAGGACAAGUGGACUCCUGCUUUCCUGCGCAGAAGGGCACCUCUCCAUGGUGAAAGCCAGGUCCUGCUUGGGUGUCAUUUGCAUGCUACACCCCAGUGGGCAACGAUGGAGGCAGAGAGCCUAGGACCACCACCGGGGGUGCCCCUGCUCACACCGGAGGCUGAUAGGCCAGAGAGCUGAUAGGCUGAUAGGUGGUCUCCGAGGAUGGACACCGCUUCGUGACUGCAACUCCCACCUGGCACCAGGAGUGCCAGCUGCUAUGUGUGCAGAUGCACAGAAGGUGUACCCUACUCUCUCUGAAUGUCCGGGCCUCCGUCCAGGGCAAUAGCUGGAAGGGGCCCUGGCACCACCCUUUCAUUUGCAGAAGGCAGUCUAAGGCUGCACGGUCAAUUCAGUGCAGCCUUAAUACAAGAAAAUAAAAAGCACCAAGAAGCUUU
Molecule: messenger RNA, 1018 nt
Organism: Sus scrofa (pig)
Lineage: Eukaryota; Metazoa; Chordata; Mammalia; Artiodactyla; Suidae
Gene: HRCT1
Product: histidine rich carboxyl terminus 1
Source: RefSeq, a predicted model, not a curated record